Molecule: messenger RNA, 1528 nt
Organism: Erigeron canadensis
Lineage: Eukaryota; Viridiplantae; Streptophyta; Magnoliopsida; Asterales; Asteraceae
Product: transcription factor TCP5-like
Exons: 2
Coding region: 262-1275 (337 amino acids)
Cellular component (GO): nucleus
Molecular function (GO): sequence-specific DNA binding; DNA-binding transcription factor activity
Source: RefSeq, a predicted model, not a curated record
AUAUAUGGAUAAGUGACAUAGAUACAUAAAAUGCUUUCCUUUUGCAAAUAAUUGAAUAGCAUCAGGCUUACCGAAUUGAUAGAAGAAAUUGAAUACAGAUACUACUUCAUCAAUUCCGUAUUUGGAGACUAAUAGCUUUUCCUCUCUUCAGAAAACUUUGCAAUUGAAUGCUAUCUGAUCUUCAGUACCAAAGGCACAUGAUAGUUUAAUCGAUUUGUGUAUUUAGCUGCUAUCUUGCAGUCAGAUGAUGCAACAAGUAAGAUGUUCAACAAUAAUACUUCAUCAGGAGGAAAAGACUUUCAUCAAGCCAAGCAAGAAGGCGAUAACAAUAACGAGAGGGCCACUUUAACAAGGUAUACAUCCACUUCAAGACAAUGGGCGGGCUUUAAGAACCCACGAAUCGUGAGGGUAUCCAAGGCUUUUGGAGGCAAAGAUAGGCAUAGUAAGGUUUGUACCGUAAAAGGAUUGAGAGACAGAAGAAUUAGGCUUUCCGUUCCUACAGCUAUUCAAUUAUAUGAUCUUCAAGAUAGGCUAGGGUUAAACCAACCUAGCAAGGUCAUUGAUUGGUUGAUCGAUUCUACUAAAGAUGAUAUCGAUCAGCUUCCACCCCUUCAAAUGCUACCUGAAGAUUUCAAUCAGUUCCUUCCAGCAGCACCAACAGUCAUGAACCACCCUCAAGAUUUUACUUCUUCACAACUUUCUUUAUCUCAUUUCCUAAGUACUACUCCAAAUUCAUCGUUCGUGAAAGAUGUAGGAAACCGAACUCUACUGUAUACGAAUCAAGGAAUCAAGUUUGACAACGAUCAUCAUGACAACAAUGAAGAUCAUGAUCAGAGAAACAAAGGGAAGGAAGCACUAGUCGUCGUAAAUGAAGUACAAGAGAAUGGAGAUGGAAAUGGAGGUUUGAACUUUUUUCCUAUACCUCAAUAUUCUUAUCCUGCAGGAAUGUAUCCAUACAAUCCUUUCUAUAACUGGGAACAUUCUUCAAAUUUGUCAAUGUCCAAUUUUGGAAAUAUUCAAGGAAAUCUAGUUUCAUCUCAAACCGAUUCUUCAAUGGCUAUCCCAUCCGCAUCACAGGUUUUCUUGUGUCCUCCUGCUGCUGCUGCCACACCCUCACCUUGCCCUUCAUUUCUCAUGCCAAAUUUGGGGGAGAAUAAUCAUCAAGAUCUUAUUAGACAAACUAAUCUCUUUCAUUCUUUAAGCUCAAGUUCCCAACAUGUAGUACCACCAAAUACGCUUAUGCCACUAUUUAACCCGAGCGAUAAUUCUCAAUAAGAGAAAGUACCCUUUGGUUUGGAUACACAACCUAAGGUUCGUUCCCACAACAAUGGCGUCAAUAGAUGAUCAACGCUACGGUCGAUCAAAAUGACAAGGACGACAUCUUUUUCCCAUGCUUCAUAGUUUUCACGACAUAUUGAUACAUAUAUUAAUAUUUCUUGUAAUUAGAUAUCAUAUUGGUUUGUAAUAUGUAUAUGGAGAUUAUAUUUAGUACUUAAAUGAUGUUUGAGUUAUUUGUUUUGGCAUCUUA